UGGAACGGAUUCUGUCCGUGACAUUUUUGAGGCACUUUUCGUUUUCUGAGACGAAAAAUAUCAAUAAUGAUCAUAGUUUCACUGAAAAUUGUAGUUGCGAUAAUAUCGCUAUAAUAUUUCAAUUGACCUUCACUUAAAAUCAUAAGAAUGUGUGAUGUUUGUUCCGAGUUUUCGCAGCUUUUAUUAAAUUGUGAGGCGAGGCUAACAGACGAUGUGUUUCAAUAUCCAACUAUCAGCCAGUCGGAGUUGGAAACAGUGCUGAAUUACAUCCUUUCGUGGCCACAAAGGCAAUGUAUGUGCUGUUAUCGAGAUGUGAAGAACUUUGAAAGGUUUUACUUGGUGGUGCAAAGUAUACUUUGCUUGUCUGUGUGCCAACUGAAGCAACUCAAGGAUGACUUAAUAGAGGCUGCUAAGACACCGCCGCAAGAAGAUGCACAGGAAAAGAAAACCUCUGAACCUGCUAGCCCACCUAAAAGUGAGGAGAAGAACAAUGACGCACCAUCUGAACCGGAGGAGUCUAAACCGGCUGAACCAUCAGAGCCAGCAAACGAGGAGAUACCUCCUAAAGACAGACAGCCAUCAACCUCCAAAGAUGAUGGAGAAGUUUGGCCUAUGCAGCAGAAAGAAAAACUAAUGCAUAUAGUAUCAAAAAUAUUCUUGCUCAACUUCCCUUUGUAUUUAGCAUGCAAGCAUUCAGCUCUAAGUCGGUUAGAUGACUUGUCAGCUCAGGAGAUAUCAAAUUUAAGUUCUUAUUGUGACCUGCAUGACACUGAAAUACCAGCAUAUUUACUUAGGAAUGUUAGUUUGUUUUGCAAGUUGGGUGGGGUGUGCGCUAUGACGUCUGUAUUUGAACAUGCUACACCAAGCACUCUUCCCCUGUCCAUGGCCCAUGCAAUUGUAGCAGCUGUAGGUAACCUGAAGCUCUGGCUAAACUUCAGGGCUGUCGCACAGUUGUUUAUGCCUCUGAGGAGUAAAAUAUUGAAGUACAUGUGCAGCUUAGAAGACAAAGAUUUAAGAGUACCAGCAGUUAAAAGUAUGGCAGAUUUCAUGUGGGGAGCAGCAAAAGAACCGUUAGACGCGCCACUAGCUUUCGACGGGGAUGGUCUUGCGCUAGCGUUCAAGUAUUUUAACAGUAGCACGUUGACGAUGCGGCUGGCGGGCGUGGCUCAGAUCAACGCGCACAUAGCGGCACAUAAUGAACUGUGUGCCGGUGAACCGGCGGUUGAUGCUGAACUGGCUGGCCAGCAGCUGGCGUCGUGGCUCACCAAUAACAACAUCAUCGAACAUCUAUUCGGGCCUAAUUUACAUGUAGAGGUAAUAAAACAGUCGCACAUGAUACUCAAGUUCCUGGCAGUGGAGGGCCGGGUGACCCCGGAACACGUGGAGCUGGUGUGGGCGGCCGCGCAGCUGAAGCACUGCGGCCGCCAGGUGUACGACCUGCUGCCUGGGUUCAUACGAGCACUCGCGCCCAAGCCCUGCGCGCAUCUCUACAGCCUGCUCUGCUCGCUGCCGCCUAAAGAACACACUGAACAGAGCCUGUACCUGGCGUCGGCGCUGAUGCGCGCCAUGUGGGCCCGCUGCGGCGGCGCGGGCGGCGCGGCGGGCGCGUGCCGCACGCCGCCGCCGCUGGAGCCGGCGCUGCGCCACGCGCCGCCCGCCUGCAAGCCUAUACACAACUCCUCCUCCGAGGCCAGCGUCAGCAUGGACCAAACUAACUCCGACGAUGAUCCCUGUGAAGAGCUAAGCACAUCAGGCGAGGAGGCCGGUCCCACGCCAAGAAAACAAAGUAAACAUCAACGGGAGUUGACCGCGGAACAAGAAUGGCUGCGCGAAGGAGAAGAACUCACGAAGAAGGAGUGUGCUGCUCUGAAGUCUUGUCAGAAACGCAGCAAGCGCGCCGGCAGCAGCGGUAGCGCGAGCAGCGGCGCGGAGGAGCUGCUGCGCCCGCGCAAGAAGAAGCUCUACAAGAAGCGGCACAAGCCGGGCAAGACGAGGCAUUUCCCAGCAGCUCAGCUGAAGACGACGGAGCUGGCCGAGUCUGUGUCGGAAGUGGAGGAGGAGUCUUCCGGCAGCGACACGGCUCAUUGCCAGCUGCUGUGCGACAACGUCGACGCCAGAAGACUGAUGGAGCUGCGUCUGAUGGAGAGCUACAAGCGACGCGGCGACGAGGAGGAAGGCAGCGCGUCGUCCGCCAUAUCCGCGCACUCGCACCGCCACCUGCCGGACCUUGAUGAAGACGACUCCGCCUGCGAGGAGGAACUGGCGCGGCUUGCGGCUCAGGCACAAUGUCUGACGGAGUACCAGACACAGAGCGCGCUGGCGGGCGCCCUGGAAGGCAAGCGCGCGCGGCCGCCGUCGCCUGCGCCGGCGCCGCUGCCCUUCAACGUGGACGACGUGUGUCGGCCCGGGAACACGCUGCUCUGGGACCUGCUGCAGGACGGCAAUAUUGAACAACUCGGAGAAGGAUUAGCGUUAGAAGCAGAGAAGGCUCUAUGCGCGCUAUUGUGUUUUAGCACAGAUAAGUUCAUUAGGAUAAAGUUUAUCGAGGGCUGUCUGGACAAUCUGGCUAAUCAUAGGUCCGUGGCGGUAUCGCUUCGUCUAUUACCGAAAUUGUUUUCGUCAUUUCAACAACUUCGUGGCAUGGAUAUGCAUCAGGUGGUAAUGUGGGCGGAGCGCGAGCGCGGCAUGAUGCGCCUGUUCCUGGAAGACCUGCGCCACUACAUGUGCCGCGCACGCGCCGGCUCGGGCGACGCGGCGCACUACGCGCACAUCACCGAGCUCACCGUGCGCCUGCACUUCCUCACUGCCAUAUUUUCACCCGUCGGAUCACCGCAGCAUUUCAGGCUAACAGUAGAGCAAGUGGAAGAGCUAUGGCAGUGCCUGGUGGUAAAGGGUUCAGGCGAGUGCGCGGACUGCCUAUACUCGUGGCUACUGUCGCAUACCAAGUCGCCGGAACAACACGCGUUGGGUCUCGACGCGCUGAGGUUUCUGUACGUUGAGAAGAUGCCCACACUCGAUCCUGAGACAAUCAGCAUAAUGGGCCUGAGCCUAUACCAGCAGCUGUGCAACCUGGCGCGUAUGGCGCUCGGCACAGGAGACACCCGUGAUUCUGCGCACCCGCAUACUCUCGCCAUGGACCACCUGUGGAAGAUCGCGCUCCGGGCCAAUAGCACUGACGUGUCAAUGGGCGCAAUCCAGUACCUGAACAGUUACUACAUGGGCCAGCAACUCCAGCAAGAAGAUGAUUUCGUUUCCAAGUGCAUGUUCCAUCUCUCUUCCGCCGCCGAGCGCCUCAUAUCCAAAGAGCAGGACAACGAUACUUCCAUGUCGCAGAGUAUGAGCGAAGAUGGGAAAGUGGAGGAAAAGACUCCGGAUAAGAAGAACAUAUACGAACAUAUGACAGAGGAAGCUGCGUUGCAGUGCAUUCAGAGGGCUCUGUUGCUGUUGAAGACUCACUUGGAUACCUUCAAAAGACGAUACGCAUACCACCUACGUCGUUGGGCACUAGCCGAAUCGGGCGCGUGGGAGGGCUCGGGCGGGCCGGGCUGUGUGCGGCUCACGCUGCAGCCCGCCGGCGCCGGGCCGCGGGCCUCGCUGUCUCUGCACCACUCCGACCUGGUGGCGCAUCUGCGCGCGCACGUGCACGUCUGGUGGGAGAAACAGAUCCAAGGAGAGGAUGGUGUAACUGCUCUGUCCACGGAUGGUCCGCUUCGGAUGAUCACUCAAGGUCAAGAGCUGACGAUAGACUACGACGAGAGGACGCUUUAUGAUAUGGGGUUUAAGGAUAAUCAGUUGGUAUUCGUGUCAGUGGGCGUGGGAGGACGCGGCGCGUGGGCCGAGUGGCCGUCCGCGCAGCCGGCGCCCGCGCGCGCUCGCCUACCCACCCUGUUACUACUAGAUCCCACGUACUUCCAUCAGCUGUUCACACUCAUGCAGGCGCUCGGACAAAUGAAGGAGCCCGGCGGAAAUGGGGAACCAACAGCACACACUAAAGCGCAGCUGUUAUCCAGACGAGUAUGGGACAUACUACAAGCUGUGCCACUCAACCCUACACUGUUGGAGGCUUUCCAAAACCCCAUAGAGAGCAAGCUGCCGGAAUUACUUGACCCCAACAGCCCGCAGAAACUGAUGUAUUCGUUACACAUAAUAGACAAACUAAGCUCAACUAACAGUGGUUCAAAUGUAAAGGAAGUUGCGGGGACUGACAAAAGUGAAGAAGAGAAAGUUUGUGUGGAGAACUGGAAUGAACUGUUUAUUAAGAAAGGAGGGUUAAGGUUGCUGUACGAUAUCAUGAUGUCAGGUGGGCUGCAACGCAGUGAUGAUAGCGAGUGGAGACAAGACUGCCUAGCAUUACUAUUGCAGCUGUUGUGCCGUAUCGGCACGCUUCCUUCUUCAGACCCCGCGCAGACUCCUAAGUUACACCCGUCGUUGCUGUCAUUAAUGAGUGUAGAAGAAACUACUGAAAGGCUGAUCUCAAUCUUAUGUGAGGCUGCUACGGUGAAGGAGCCUACUACGUAUAAGACUGGAUUCUGGGGGCGAGCACAGGUGGUGCAGCACGCGAUGCGCAUGUGCGUCUGGUGGGCGCGCGGCGGCGGAGACGCAGUGGCGCUGGCGUGGUCGCUGCGACGCGCCGCGCCGCGGCUGCUGCUAGAUGACGCAGACCCAGCGGUACGCCGGGAAGCCGGUAGCGCUCUAUACCGCUUAUGCGCGGGUGGAGAGGUGGCGGUACUAGCACCGCUACUACAGCUGCUACUAGAACACCUCCCCCGGGCCGCGGACAUGAGGCCGCACCACGGACACCAUCCCCAUCACCACCACGAGGUUGUACAUCAUCAUGCAGAAGAAGGCAAAGAGCCGUAUGGCCCGGCAUGUAGAGAUUACUUCUGGUUAGUCUGCAGACUCAUAGAUGGUCUACCCGAGGAUUUUUUCAAAGAGGGCGCAACAUCAGAGGAUAGCGGGGCGCCCGACCUAAACGAGCUAUGUGAACAGAUCCGCUCCUCGCUAGAGAAACGGGAGAUAAUAGAGAAAAGAUCCGAACCUUGCACUCCCGACGAUGGUUUAUACGGACAACUGAGUUUGUUGACGCAUUUACUGAAACAUCCACUCAGGUUCAAGACUUCUGAGCAAGGGAAACGGACAUUGGAGAUGGUUUUCGGUUUUCUAUUCGACGUACCUAACCCAGAUAAACGAAACCUACCAAAGUGUAAAUCGCAAAAGUCGCGGGCGGCGGCGUAUGAUUUACUAGUUGAACUAGUUCGGGGCGCUCCCGAUAACUACAUGGUGCUACACAACAAACUUAUGGAGCAUCACAAACCGGGCCAUCAGUCCUCGUACCCAUGGGACUACUGGCCGGCGGAAGAAUCUCGCUCGGAGUGCGGGUACGUGGGCCUGACCAACCUGGGCGCUACGUGCUACAUGGCGUCGUGCAUGCAGCACCUGUACAUGAUGCCCGGCGCGCGCGCCGCCGUGCUGUGCGCGGACCCCGCCGCCAGCAGGCACGCCGCCACUCUGCAUGAGAUGCAGAGGAUGUUCGCUUAUCUUAUGGAAAGCGAGCGCAAGGCGUACAACCCGCGCAGUUUCUGCAAGGUCUACCAGAUGGACCACCAGCCGCUGAAUACGGGCGAGCAAAAGGAUAUGGCAGAGUUCUUCAUCGACCUUGUGUCCAAGCUGGAAGAGAUGACGCCGGAGCUCAAAAAGCUCGUGAAGACGCUCUUUUGUGGUGUGCUUAGCAACAACGUUGUGUCUUUGGAUUGUCCCCAUGUAUCGCGGACGCUGGAAGAGUUCUACACGGUUAGGUGUCAAGUGGCGGAUAUGCGAAACCUGCAUCAGAGCUUGGAUGAGGUUACCGUCAAGGAUACGUUGGAAGGAGACAACUGUUACACUUGCUCGCAGUGCGCUGCUAAAGUGCGCGCCGAAAAGCGGGCGUGUUUCAAAAAGCUUCCUCGGAUAUUAUGCUUCAACACGAUGCGGUAUACCUUCAACAUGCUCACGAUGCUCAAGGAGAAAGUGAACACGCACUUCUCGUUCCCGAUGCGGCUGGACAUGUCCGGUUAUGUGGAGAAACACCUGAUGCCUGCGCAGUAUCAAGAAGAAAAAAGGAAAUUAGCGGAAGACAAGAAAGACCGCGAGAACAGUCCUAACAGCGAACCUGAAGAAACGUCGGACUCCGAGGAGCAUUACGAGUACGAGCUAAUAGGUGUUACGGUGCACACGGGUACAGCGGACGGCGGCCACUACUACUCGUUCAUCCGGGACCGCGAGCACGAACACCACGACCGGUGGCUGCUGUUCAACGACGCCGAGGUCAAGCCGUUUGACCCCGCGCAUAUUGCGGCAGAGUGCUUCGGUGGAGAGAUGACUAGUAAAACAUACGACUCCGUGACGGACAAGUUCAUGGACUUUUCGUUCGAGAAGACGAACAGCGCGUACAUGUUGUUCUACGAGUUGACGUCGCCGCGUGUGCAGAGGGGCUCCGAUAGCGGGCAGAUAGAGGAGCCACAGUCAUCGACAGCAGAAGAGAACACAAGCGCGGCGGUAGAGCGACGCAGCAGCGAGUCCUCCCCAGCCGUGCAGCUGCCACCGGACCUGCUCAAGUGGAUCUGGGACGACAACAUGCAGUUCCUACACGACAAGAACAUAUUCCAACACGCGUACUUCACGUUCAUGGGGCAGAUGUGCAGUUCAGUGCCGCAAUCCUUGCUAACUCUGCGUCCGGAGAUCACGGAAGUGGCUGCCCGGCUGUCCACUUCAUUCUUUAUUGAAACUUUCAUACACGCCAAAGAAAAGCCAACAAUGGUGUCAUGGGUGGAGCUGGUGACGAAGCAGUUCAACGCGUCGGCGGCGGCGUCCGAAUGGUUCCUGGGACACAUGGCCGACGACACGUGGUGGCCCAUGCAGGUGCUCAUCAAGUGCCCCAACCAGAUGGUGCGACAGAUGUUCCAGCGGCUCUGCAUGCAUGUUAUCCAGAGGCUUAGAUCUAGUCAUUGUGCCUUAUACCUGCAAGGUAUGGAGGAGGGAAGCGAGGAUAACAGCAAGCUGGGCGAGGCGAGUUGUGUUACUAGGUUUAUAAGGAUGUUGUUAUCACUGAUGGAAAACGGCGCGCGGUCACAUCUGAGGCACUUGACGGAGUACUUCAGUUUGUUAUACGAGUUCAGCAAGAUGGGCGAGGAGGAGGGGCGGUUCAUGCUGAGAAUCAAUGCCAUAGCCAGUAUGGUUAGCUUCUACCUCGGGCAUAAUUCUAAUUCGGUGGAAUCACCAACAGAGGAAGCGAGUGGUAGCGGCGGGAGCAGCGGCAACACAGAGAGCGCGGGUGACAAGCUACGACCCGGGGCUCUGGACAAGAUGGUGGCGCUAGUGGCCGGAUUAGUAGAGCGGUCCCGUGACGCCAGUGGACACUUAGCACUGUCGACGGCUGAUGCCAGGGCGCUGCUGCAUGCUAAGGGUUUCCCGUUCAUCUACCAGCAGACGCGCGACUGUCUGAACCUGCAACAGACGCGGGCGUUGGUGUUCGCGCUGUGUCGCUGGAACGAGCCGCUCGCGCAGAAAAUCGUCUCCAUGAUCUUCCAGGCCAUUGCUAAGCAUUCAGAGACAUGCGGUCCCUUCUUCAAGCUGCUCACCCUGUUAGUGGAAGGCAGCGGGUGCGGCGCGGGCGCGGCAGGUGGUCUCCCCUGCUUCACACAACUCGUGCUGGCGCGGCUGUGGGACGUGGCCGACGUGUGUCCACACGCGGCCCUCGAGUGGCUCGCUCUCCAGGUGCCGCGCAACAAAGCUGCGCACGCGUGGGCCCUGCGGACAGCGGACCGCUGGGUGGAGCAGCAGCUGCUGGCAGCCGGGGCAGCCCGCGUGCGGGCCGCGGCCGCGCUGCUGCUAGUGGCGCUGGUGCCCUCGCAGCACUUCCGCGCCGGGUACGCACGUGCGCGCCCGCAGCCGCAGCCGCACCACCUCGCCAAACUGCCUGACACUGCGCAUCACACGUUGCACCAGGUGUACACGAUGCUACUGGGAAAGUUGAAGGUGGCGCGCAAGUACACGGACAUAGCGGUGCACGGGACCAUGAAGCUGACUGCAUACUUCGGAGUCAUGUCCUACUGCGUCGUCAGCCGGGUCGAGAAGCUUAUGUUCGGCCAAUACUUCAACGAUCUGUGGGAGCUGUACCACCCGACGAUAUCGGAGCCGUCAGUAGCGGUUCACCCCAACAAGCAAGCGCUGCUCACCUUCUGGCACGCCGUGUCCGUGGACUGUGUCGAGAACGUGCAGCUAGCAGUAGCUAACCAACGGCUGACUAAGCAUAUCGCAUUCAAUUACAUACUAGCGGACCACGAAGACGGCGAGGUGGUGGCGUACAACCGCGCGAUGCUGCCGCCGUACUACGCGCUGCUGCGGCUGUGCUGCCGGCGAUCCGCGGCCUUCGCCAGGCAGCUGGCCAUGCACCAGAACAUACACUGGGCCUUCAGGAAUAUAGCCCCACACGCGCACCUCUACCCUGCCGCCGCUGAUGAGUUACUCAAACUGGCGCGUAUCCUGGCAUCGCGCGGUGGCGGCUCGAGCAGCUCGGGCGGCGGCACGACGGGCAGCAGCACGGCCACCGCCAGCGCCGACGCCUCCGACGGCAGGGAGGCGGCUGCCUUCCGGCGGAGUACGCUCUCCGCGUACUUACAGGGUUUAAACGGCCGGACGUGUUGGACGACGUUAAUAUCAGCAUUCUGCACGUUAGUGGAGAAUGAAGACGACAGGCUGUAUGUUGUUUAUAACGGAGGGUUGCAGAUGACCUUUGAGGCGCUGCACAGCCUGCACGCCGUGUACGUGGAGGGCGGCGGCGGCGGCGCGGGCGUGCGCGGCGAGCUGGCGGCGGCGCUGCGCUGGGCGCGCGCGCUGUGCCGCACGCUGCGCACGCGCCGCGACCCCAAGGAGGCGCGCGCGCUGCUGCUGGCCUGCAAGGACUGGCCCGAGUGCGCGCGCCGCCUGCUCACCGUGCUCAACCUGCAGCGCCACGCGCACACCUGUCUGCAUGCGCUCGGAGUGCUCCGCGAGCUGGUGCUCAUCGGCGGCGGCGCGGCGCUGGGCGCGCUGGUGCCGCUGGCGGCGGGCGCGCACUGCGCGGCGCGCGGGGCCCGCGGGGCGCGGGGCGCGGCGCGCGCGCGCGCCCGCCUGCACGCCUGCGCGCCGCGCGCGCCCGCGCCGCCGCCCGCGCCCGCGCCGCCCGCGCCGCCGCUCGCGCCCGUCUACAGGCCCUACCACAAGUUCAUAGACACGUGUUGCCGCGUGGCGCGUAGCCAGCGCUGCAUGUCGGAGCAGCUAGUGCUGCUGUCAGCGCUGUGUGCCCUGGAGGCCGUGCCGCUGCGGUUCAACUACUUCGCCACCUUCUGGAGAGACGUCGCCGACUCCCCGGCGGACUCGAAGCUAGAAGAGAUGCUGCUAGAGUGCAGCGUGUUGACGGAGUACAUAGACGCUGUAUUACUGGACGAGCGGGAGUCGUUGGAGGACCCCGCCAUUUACGCCUUCAUGCAGCAUUACUAUCCUAAGUUGGGCACGAGUACAAACGCGGCAGGCGCGGGCGCGGGCGCCGCGUCCGCGGCAGGCGCGCUGGAGGCAGUGGCGGAGGAAGUAUGCGGGGCGGCGUCGCGGGCGCCGUUAACGGCCUUGCUGGGGCCGGUGCGGGCGCUGCUGGUGCUGGCGCGGCCGCGGGUGGCGCCUACCGCUGCUAAACACAUGCAGCGCAUCGCCACCACUAUACAGCAGCGCCUGCAGCACAGGACUGAGGAAGAUACGUCCGAACCUGAGACACCAGCGGAGCCGCCCCCGGAGGCGCCGCGGUGUCACACGCCGGAGGGCAGUUCUGCAGACGAGCAGGCGGACGAGUUAGCGGACGAGGACUCGCCCGACGAGGCGCCGCGACCGCCGCGGCCGCACGACACACGCGCCCUGCUCACCCAAGCUGUGCAAGAACUAGCCACCCUCGCCACGAAAGACGCGCCCGAAACCAGCUAAGGUAUUAACGAACUUUGGAAGGUGAACUGACGGUGUCGACUGAGUGAACACUCCAGAAAGGCUGAACACAAUUAGGUUGUAAGGUAGGUGGGACAGUGCAGUGAAAAGCGGAAAGGAGAUUCCAUCACAUACGUUACGGGCGAAGCAUGUUCAAUAGUGAUCUAACUGAUAUUUUCGAAUACGAACGGUUUUCAAUUCCAGAACAAGUGAUUUGGCUGUUAGCAACUUUUGUAGUAUAAAGUGACAUGGAUAAUAAUUGAGAAUGGAUUGAAGGAAUUGACUCAAUUUGACUCAUCGAUAAAAAUGGGAUUUACAUAUUUGUGAGUACACUGUAAGAUUGUCGAGUACAACUUCAUCACUUCUUGACUCUUUUAUCUGUGGCGUCCAUAAAUAAUAAACAUUUCUUUUCCUUCUUUAAUAUUUCUUCUUAAAAAAUUCAGCGACCUUUAUAAUCUGGUGGAUCUUUGCCAUUCAUGCUUGGCCCGUAAUACGCUUUAAUUAAUGAAAAGUUAUUGACGAAGUGCAAACUAAUAUGAUAAAGGUUACAAAACCUUUCGCGGAAUAUUAUGUAAGUCUAUUGUAUAAAUAUAGAUUCGUGGUUGUUGUAAUUCUGUUCGUACGGCAGUGGUAUAUCUGUGGGUUCUUGAUGAAUAUUAAUUUGUAUCUAAAUUGUUCUUGGAGGUUGAUUUAUUGAUUGCUAGGAAAACAAAAGUGCGUAGCUUACUCGACUUACUUGUGAAGUAGCAAGGUCUAGGAAUACUCUUUGCGACACUUAGGAAGUAAAGUUGCUGGUUACCCCUCUUCACUUUGUGUUUGUGUGACACACCCCGGACACUUCAUACAAACAAACCUCGUUUUACACAGACACUACACAUUGACAUUAUCGUGCACGCGCAUCUGUGUGUGUGUGACGUUUGACACCAUACGAUUCAAGUCUAAAGUAUGUUCGGGGGGGGGGGGGGGUGAGGUAAACCUAGCUCAGUCGCAAUAAGCAGUAUUAUUCCUUAUUCUAUGCUUCAGGCAAAGCCUUGUCGCCUAGCGACGUUAUUCAUGUUCCAGUUAGAUGCCUGGAAUAACCAUACUGCCUAAAGGCCUGGGCAGUUGUACUAUUUGUGUUAAUUCGCGUAGAACAACGUGCAGCUACUUUUUUCUGUCUGGUUCUAACAGACCCAAUUACGUCAAACAGUUUAAUUUUCCAAUUUGAUUCUAUGGCAAGAGUAUUCCAUUAUCUUGAUACAUCAGCGGUAAUUUAGCAGAACUAGCGAUAGUUUCGCACCAACGCUGCGACCGAGCAUUCCACAAUCUGAUUAACAUCUGUACAGGGCGAAAGAUGAUCACUAACAUUUUGGGCUGAUCAUCAUAGGUAUAAUGGCACAUGGCUUCGUUACUUUAUUUUGUCAUACAAAAACUCAAAAUGGUAGCUUGUUAAAACUAAUAUUUUUACUACGGACGCACAAGACGGCCAGACCACCAGGUCGUCCACGCUGCAUGAGGCCUGGCAGUGGUAUUUCUGUCUUAAAGCCUAAUGCCUCACAGCGCCUGAUUCACCACUUGCUGAUAAGUGUAUGUUAGCCUAUCCAAAACUUAUCCCGCUUAUGGUAGCACUGCUAUCAGACGCUUAUCCGGCAGAUAGGCUAUCAGGCAGUUUUAUCAGCAAGGUAGACUUCUUAGAGCCCAAUUCGUUACUGAUCAUUUUCAUAACUGGCAAGGAGUGGGUAUGUAAACUGUACUAUAGCUCUACCCCUUCGGGGAUAUACUCGUCAUGCUAUGUUUUUUAUCUUCAUAUAUAACACACGCUACUACAACAACGAAUUAAUGUGGUUUUACUACUUGAUUCUUCAGUCUUUGUGUUUCUAUUCAAUGGUUCUUUGGAGCGAUAUUAAUUUGACUUGAAAGCUAGGAUCAGGUUGACAUCAAUAGUAAUCAAAAAGAACUUCAUACUUUGGCUUUGAUCGUGAUGAAAGUUAUUAAUGAUAAGUAGGUAAAUAACAAGUCACACAAACACAAAAUGGGUUCGAGUUAUAUGUCCAAAAAUGAGAGAAGACACUUAGAUUCUCUUUAAAAAACCGCCUUAAAAUUAUAAGCAGACGAAAAUCAGACGUUGCUUCGUAUGUGUCUGUUCUAUAAAAUUAGGAGUUUUACGAAAAUUCCGCUACUAGUUGGCGCCACUUCGGUAAGAAGUCUCCCAUCUCAACCAUAUGCGCUAUCAAAACGUGACGUUAUUUUAGAAAACCCUCAUUGAUCAUCCCAUCAAGCUUAGGUUUCAUUAGUGAAACAUAAUUCAAAAAUAUCGCUUUAAAAUAACCGUUGAAUUGUUAAUAUAUAUUGUUCCAUUUCACUGGCAGCUACGCGAGAAUAUAUCGAUGUUGUGUGUUUAAAUGUUACUGCACUUUCAUGUACCAAUGCGUCGACAUUACCCCUAACUCCUUGAUAGAUUUAUCUUCAACCUCUAAGUGUGCAAAUUCUAAAUCUUCUAUAAAUGAUUCAAUAUUUAUUAUCGUAAUGAAUCUCUUUUCAUCUUCAUCUUGCGAUGGAUGUACCUCUGACUACCCCAAUUGGGGAUAUAGUUGUGAGCUUAUGUUAUGUUAUCUCUUUACAUUUUAAUAUAAAUUCAAAAAAAUAUUUAUUUGGUAAAAGCUGAUUAUUUUAACGUGUUUGUCGCAGUAGAAAUAUGUAUUUUGCUUCAAUAGAAAAACUUAAGUUUCGGCUGUGACAGUUUUUAGAUUAGAAUAUUUGUAAAUUGAUGUGAAAAAUAUCACAUCAUUUUCUUAUUAUUACUUAUAGAGAGUUAUCAUCUACAUUCACUAACUACUGUCAUAGAAGUUUUAUAUUUAAACCAAAAGACUUCGUGUAUUUCAUAAUUGUAAUUUUAGACCCUAUCAAUCAUUUUUCGUUACAUUUCGGAGUAUUUUUUAUCGGAGCAAAAACUAGUCAAAAAAUGAAUAUUGCUUAUAAUAUUUCACUUCGAUUGUCGAAAGUAAAAGUAUAAUAUUAUCUAUAACUACCGUCCAAGGCUUGUACUUUUCAUUUGCACAAAGAUUGCAUAUUUUAUUAUUAGGCCAGUAGAAUUAGAACAUGGUUUUGUAAAAAAUAUUCCUGUUUUUACUUAUAUACAAUAUCGUUUUGCAAUCUUCCAUAGAACGUUUUUUACAUCUUAUUCUAUUUAUCUAGUGCAUAUGUACUAAACAUCUGUAUUACAUAACUCUAAGUUUAAGCUCAAUUAAUUGAAGUUUAAUGUCGUUGUUGCGUAAUGUUUCACGUUUACUUACUACUUAGACUAAUCGUACGUAUACCGAAAUAACUUUCCGUUGAUUUCAAGUGUUACAACGAAAAGUUGUUUAGGUGAACAUUAAAGACAAUCUCAUUAUUCACUGCCCAAAUGAGACACCGAUAAUGCGUAGGACGUAUAUUCGUCACGACUAGAGUUUAUUGUCGUCUAUGUAUAUAAGAACUUACACGCAGUUUUUUAGACAAGGAAACAUUUUAUAUCUUUAUAGUGUCACGUUUACGCUAACGCUACAUCAUCCAUCACAAGUCGGGCGGUAAAUGUUGCAUGAUAUCCACAAAUAGAUUGUAAAUUGAAAAUAUGUAAUAUGUAUUUGUCCACAUUUUGUAGCUGUCUAUCUAUAGUCGCAUGUGAAUCCCCUCUCGAGAAUAAGAAGCAAUAAUUGUAAUCGAAAUACGAAUUAUUACCUAAAUAGCAUCUUAAUUUUCAUUACACAUUUUGUAUUUUAUUCAAUAUAUGUAUAAUUGUUAAUAAUUGACACACUCGAUAGUAAAUUGUGUUUAAACUUUGUUACGAUGAGAAGACAGUCACCGGUCAGUUUUGUAAAAGGGUUAUGAUGAUGUAAUGUGGUGCUAUCAAUUUGAUGCGAGUGACUGGUAAUAAAGACAAAAUGUAUAUUUAAUUUUGUCCUGUUUUUAGAGCUUAUUAAUAUAUAUACCUUAAUAUAACUAUGCUGUAAUUAUCUUUUAUUAAUUUUAAGAUUAUAUCUUAUCUUAGUUUCCAAUGAAAUGUGGCGUACUGUAAGCGUUUUAUUGGUACUGCGUCAAUGGACCCCCAUUUCGUGUAUGGCUUGUAUGAUAAAAUGUUUGUGUACUAUAUAAUACAUCCCUCACGUUACUGAAACUGGAGUUUCAGCCGAAUUUAAAUGUGUUAUUGAAUUUUUAAUUUGUGAAAUUGGUUAAAAUACUGUAAAUCGGACUGGAAAGCCAAAAUAAACAGUAUUUUAUAAAAACAA
This is a messenger RNA of Pectinophora gossypiella (pink bollworm), 14228 nucleotides long. RefSeq names its product ubiquitin carboxyl-terminal hydrolase puf (gene puf). NCBI's taxonomy places the organism in Eukaryota, Metazoa, Arthropoda, Insecta, Lepidoptera, Gelechiidae. Gene Ontology annotation, molecular function: cysteine-type endopeptidase activity; cysteine-type deubiquitinase activity. The transcript is spliced from 56 exons. Gene Ontology annotation, biological process: protein deubiquitination. Gene Ontology annotation, cellular component: nucleus; cytosol. The record is from RefSeq and is a predicted model, not a curated record. The coding region runs from base 148 to 9987 and encodes 3279 amino acids.